This is a messenger RNA of Ictalurus punctatus (channel catfish), 1582 nucleotides long. It is a transcript of the gene ubxn10, whose product is annotated as UBX domain protein 10. Gene Ontology annotation, molecular function: protein binding. The transcript has 2 exons. The record is from RefSeq and is a predicted model, not a curated record. Lineage: Eukaryota; Metazoa; Chordata; Actinopteri; Siluriformes; Ictaluridae. The coding region runs from base 199 to 867 and encodes 222 amino acids.
GUCGUAUCGCGGUUAGUUAGCAAUAAAGGCUAACGCGGCGUCCUAAAAAAAAAAAAAAAAACCGUCUAGCGUGCAUUUGACGCACGUGAGUCGUUGCCAAGGAGCCAUUACUGUGUUGGCAACGUGAUUGACGCCUCCGAAAAUGUCCGCGUGCGAAAUUUUAGUACUCCGCGACAGAAUAAAGCUUAAGAAGGAAACAUGCAUGUGAUCAGACCAAAAUCCGCCAAAGGACGCACCAGACCCAAAGCGACCGAGGCCCGUACCGCAGAUGACGAGCUACUACAUGAGAAUUGUCCGUUGCCCCCAUACCCUCCUUCUCAUCCUCCACCCACGCCAAGCCACAGAUUGAACUCCUCUCCAUCCCCACGUGCUUUCUUUAGGCACAAUAAUCCGAGUUCAGCGGUCGAGAACACCCUCGACAUCUCACUGCUGUCGCUAAACAAAUACAAAGUCCUCCCGUCUAUUGAGAAAAGAUCAGAAGAGGCAGCGUCCAGCGCUGACAGGGAGGCAAAGUCCUCGAGGUCUAGGCUCCAUACCCGUCACUUCUUCAGGAGUGAUCAGGAGACGGAGAGGGCGUCUGGCGGGACUGUCAGGACGACAUCUCAGUGCCAGGAGAGCGAGACAGGGGUUCUGCUCGCUCUCCGGACUCCGUGCGGUCAGAGGCUGAUGUGCCAGUUCCGACCCACAGACACACUCCGGGAUGUGGUUUCUACAGCGGAGGACAAAUCUGGGAAACGGUACGAACACGUUCUGAUCGAGACCAUGGAGGUUCCUCGGAGGAGCUUCUCCAAUCUGAACAUGACUCUGUCUCAGUGUGGCGUCGUUAAUAAAUCCGUCUUAUGCAUCAGCUUCAAAGACGCUCCUUAACGUUUCAAAAUGGUUCCUAUAAACAAUUUGUCUUUAAUAAUAAAUAGUGGAGAAUAUUGGUUUAAUGCACAUUUGCUUGCACUACAUCACACCCUCUGCUUACAACGUGUCAAAGUUUUUCAACAUUUUUUAAUAACAAGGUAACUCCUGGAUUUCAGUUAUUUAUUAAAACAGUUAAAAAUGUUUUUUUGUUUUUUUUACAUUGCGCAAGAGGAACAUGCUUCAGAACGAUCCGUCACCGAGAUAAUCAUUUCAGUGACACUACGGCGCUGUUGAAUUCUCAAAUCUCCUACAACAGCAGCUGUGACCGUCGUGCCGGCUGUCAAUCAAAUCACCGUCGUGUAUGAACAUGCUCAUUCUGAUAUCCUGUCACAGGAACUUGUGUAGUGGACACUCGCUUGGGGGCAUAAAUGGAUUAACGUCACGUGCAAACGUUGAUAUUUGUUUAACAUUUACAGAAGGAGUCUCCAGUGUCAGUGCUUUAUAAAAGUAAGAGGUAAAGAUGUUUUCUUUAUGUUUUUCAAACACGGGAAAACCUUGUGGAUAGGUGGCUUUUCAUUUCUCGAUUCACAGAUGUUCCACCACAUUAAAUGUAACUAUAAGUUGAUGUUUUUUUGUUUUUAAAUAAAUAAAAAACCCCAUUGUAACUGGUGGCAAAUUUCUGUAGUAUAAGUAUUCUGUGCUGUUAUAAUAAUAAAUAAAAUAAUGAACUUUA